Ictidomys tridecemlineatus (thirteen-lined ground squirrel) is the source of this 5100-nucleotide messenger RNA. The record is from RefSeq and is a predicted model, not a curated record. NCBI's taxonomy places the organism in Eukaryota, Metazoa, Chordata, Mammalia, Rodentia, Sciuridae.
CGCGCUCCCCUGGCAGCCGCUUAGCCAUGACUGGGGGCCGCGGGGUUCCCGGGCGCGGCCGGGAUGAACCUCAGGAGAGCUACCCGCAGCGGCAGGACCACGAGCUGCAGGCCCUGGAAGCUAUAUACGGAGCCGACUUCCAAGACCUGCGGCUGAACGCGUGCGGACCGGUCAAAGAGCCCCCUGAAAUCAAUUUAGUUCUGUACCCUCAGGGCCUAACUGGUGAAGAAGUUUAUGUGAAAGUGGAUUUGAGAGUUAAAUGCCCACCAACCUAUCCAGAUGUAGUUCCUGAAAUAGAGUUAAAGAAUGCCAAAGGUUUGUCAAAUGAAAGUGUUAAUUUGUUAAAAUCCCGCCUAGAGGAACUGGCCAGAAAACAUUGUGGGGAGGUGAUGAUAUUUGAACUGGCUUACCAUGUGCAGUCCUUUCUCAGUGAGCAUAACAAGCCCCCUCCCAAGUCUUUCCAUGAAGAAAUGCUGGAAAGGAGGGCUCAGGAGGAGCAGCAGAGGCUGUUGGAGGCCAAGCGGAAAGAGGAGCAAGAGAAGCGUGAAAUCCUUCAUGAGAUUCAGAGAAGGAAAGAAGAGAUCAAAGAAGAGAAAAAAAGGAAGGAAAUGGCUAAGCAGGAACGUUUGGAAAUUGCUAGUUUGUCAAACCAAGACCAUACCUCUAAGAAAGACCCCGGAGGACACAGAACAGCUGCCUUGCUACAUGGAGGCUCUCCUGAUUUUGUAGGAAAUGGUAAACACCGGACAAACUCUUCAGGAAGAUCUAGGCGAGAACGUCAGUAUUCUUUAUGUAGUAGUGAAGAUUCUCCUGGCUCUUGUGAAAUCCUAUACUUCUGCGUGGGUAGUCCUGAUCAGCUCAUGGUGCACAAAGGGAAAUGUAUUGGCAGUGAUGAACAACUUGGAAAAUUAGUUUACAAUGCAUUGGAAACAGCCACUGGCAGCUUUGUCCUGUUGUAUGAGUGGGUCCUUCAAUGGCAGAAAAAAAUUGGUCCUUUCCUUACCAGUCAAGAAAGAGAGAAAAUUGAUAAGUGCAAAAAGCAGCUUCAAGGGGCAGAAACAGAGUUCAACUCACUGGUGAAAUUGAGUCAUCCAAAUGUGGUUCGCUACUUUGCCAUGAAUUUCAAAGAGCAAGACAACUCCAUCACCGUGGACAUUUUAGUGGAGCACAUCAAUGGGGUCUCUCUCGCUACACACCUGAGUCACUUAGGCCCCAUCCCUGUGCAUCAGCUUCGCAAGUAUGCAGCUCAGCUCUUGUCAGGCCUUGAUUAUCUUCACAGCAAUUCUGUGGUGCACAAGGUCUUGAGUGCAUCGACUGUCUUGGUAGAUGCAGAGGGUACUGUGAAGAUUACAGAUUACAGCAUUUCUAAACGUCUAGCGGACAUUUGCAAGGAGGAUGUGUUUGAGCAAACCCGAGUGCGUUUUAGUGACAAUGCCCUGCCUUAUAAAACAGGGAAGAAGGGGGAUGUUUGGCAUCUUGGCCUUUUGCUACUCUCCCUGAGCCAAGGACAGGAAUGUGGAGAGUACCCCGUGACCAUCCCCAGUGACUUACCAGCCGACUUUCAAGAUUUCCUCAAGAAACAUGGUUUUAUAAACCCUCAGCCAAAAAUGCCUUUAGUGGAACAAAGUCCCGAAGAUUCUGGAGGACAAGAUUAUGUUGAGACCGUUAUACCUAGCAGCCAGCUUCCCAGUGCUGCAUUCUUCAGUGAGACACAGAGACAGUUUUCCCGGUAUUUCAUUGAGUUUGAAGAAUUACAGCUUCUCGGCAAAGGAGCUUUUGGAGCAGUCAUCAAGGUCCAAAACAAGCUGGAUGGCUGCUGCUACGCGGUGAAGCGCAUCCCCAUCAACCCAGCCAGUAGGCACUUCCGCAGGAUCAAGGGCGAGGUGACACUGCUGUCGCGCCUGCACCAUGAGAACAUCGUGCGCUACUACAAUGCCUGGAUUGAGCGGCAUGAGCGACCAGUGGGUCCAGGGACACCACCUCCAGACUCAAGACCCCUGCCCCAGGAUGGACAAGCUGCACAUGGGCAGCCAGAAAGUGACACCAACAAGCUGGACAGCUUGGAGGCUGCCGUGCCCCCUCCCAUCCUCACCAGCUCAGUGGAGUGGAGCACAUCAGCUGAGCGCUCAUCCAACGCCCGCUUCCCUGUAGCUGGCCCAGGCUCCAGCAGUGAUGAGGAUGAUGAUGAGGAUGAACAUGAUGGUGUCUUCUCACAGUCCUUCCUACCUGCAUCAGAUUCUGAAAGUGAUAUCAUCUUUGACCAUGAAGAUGAGAACAGUAAAAGUCAGAAUCAGGAUGAGGACUACAAUGAAAUUAACAGUUGCCAUGAAAGUGAGCCAUCGGUGACAACUGAGGCUGUGCACUAUCUGUAUAUACAGAUGGAGUACUGUGAAAAGAGUACUUUACGUGACACCAUUGACCAGGGGUUGUAUCGAGACACCAUCAGACUGUGGAGACUUUUUCGAGAGAUUCUGGAUGGAUUGGCUUAUAUCCAUGAGAAAGGAAUGAUUCACCGGGAUUUGAAGCCUGUCAACAUAUUUUUGGAUUCUGAUGACCAUGUAAAAAUAGGUGAUUUUGGCUUGGCAACAGAUCAUCUAGCCUUUGCUGCUGAUGGGAAACAAGAUGAUCAGGCAGGAGAUCACUUGAUAAAAUCAGACCCUUCAGGCCAUUUGACUGGGAUGGUUGGCACUGCUUUGUACGUAAGCCCAGAGGUCCAAGGAAGCACCAAGUCUGCAUACAACCAGAAAGUGGAUCUCUUCAGCCUGGGAAUUAUCUUCUUUGAGAUGUCCUAUCACCCCAUGGUGACAGCCUCAGAAAGGAUCUUUGUUCUUAACCAACUUAGAGAUCCCACGUCCCCCAAGUUUCCAGAAGACUUCAGUGAUGGAGAGCAUACAAAGCAGAAAUCUGUCAUCUCCUGGUUGUUAAACCAUGACCCAGCAAAACGUCCCACAGCCACAGAACUGCUGAAGAGUGAGCUGCUUCCCCCACCCCAGAUGGAGGAAUCUGAGCUGCAUGAAGUACUGCAUCACACGCUGGCCAACGUGGAUGGGAAAGCCUACCGCACCAUGAUGGCCCAGAUCUUCUCCCAGCGCAUUUCCCCUGCCAUCGAUUACACCUACGAUAGUGACAUACUGAAGGGCAACUUCUCAAUCCGUACAGCCAAGAUACAACAACAUGUGUGUGAAACUAUCAUCCGCAUCUUUAAAAGGCAUGGAGCUGUCCAGUUGUGUACCCCACUACUGCUUCCCCGAAAUAAACAAAUAUAUGAGCACAAUGAAGCAGCUGUGUUCAUGGACCACAGUGGAAUGCUGGUGAUGCUUCCUUUCGACCUGCGGGUCCCUUUUGCAAGAUAUGUGGCAAGAAAUAAUAUAUUGAAUUUAAAACGAUACUGCAUAGAACGUGUAUUUAGACCCCGCAAGUUAGAUCGAUUUCAUCCCAAAGAACUUCUAGAAUGUGCAUUUGACAUCGUCACUUCUACUACCAACAGCUCUCUGCCCACUGCUGAAACCAUCUAUACUAUCUACGAGAUUAUCCAAGAGUUUCCAGCACUUCAGGAAAGAAAUUACAGUAUUUACUUGAACCAUACAAUGUUAUUGAAAGCAAUACUCUUACACUGUGGGAUCCCAGAAGAUAAACUCAGUCAAGUCUAUGUUAUUCUAUAUGAUGCUGUGACAGAGAAGCUAACAAGAAGAGAAGUGGAAGCUAAAUUUUGUAAUCUGUCUUUGUCAUCUAAUAGCCUCUGCCGACUCUACAAGUUUAUCGAGCAGAAGGGGGAACUGCAAGACUUAACACCAACAAUAAAUUCACUAAUAAAACAGAAAACAGGUGUUGCCCAGUUGGUGAAGUAUGGCUUAAAAGACCUAGAGGAGGUUGUUGGACUGUUGAAGAAACUUGGCAUAAAGUUACAGGUCUUGAUCAACUUGGGCUUGGUUUAUAAGGUACAACAGCACAAUGGAAUCAUCUUCCAGUUUGUGGCAUUUAUCAGACGGAGGCAGAGAGCCGUACCUGAAAUCCUUGCAGCUGGUGGCAGAUAUGAUCUGCUGAUUCCCCAGUUUAGAGGUCCACAGGCUCUGGGGCCAGUUCCCACUGCGGUUGGUGUCAGUAUUGCAAUAGACAAGAUAUUUGCUGCUGUCCUCAACAUGGAAGAACCUGUUACAAUAAGCUCCUGUGACCUCCUGGUUGUAAGUGUCGGCCAGAUGUCCAUGUCCAGGGCUAUCAACUUAACCCAGAAACUCUGGUCAGCAGGAAUCACGGCAGAAAUCCUAUACGACUGGUCACAGUCCCAAGAGGAAUUACAAGAGUACUGCAGACACCAUGAAAUCACCUAUGUGGCCCUUGUCUCGGAUAAAGAAGGAAGCCAUGUCAAGGUUAAGUCUUUUGAAAAGGAAAGGCAAACAGAGAAGCGUGUGCUGGAGUUCGAUCUUGUGGACCAUGUUGUGCAGAAACUGAGAACUAAAGUCAAUGAUGAAAAGAAUAUCAGAGAAGCUUCCGAUAAUCUUGCAGUGCAAAAUCUGAAGGGGUCUAAUGCUUCAGGUUUGUUCGAAAUCCAUGGAGCAACAGUUGUUCCCAUUGUGAGUGUGAUAGCCCCUGAGAAGCUGUCAGCCAGCACAAGGAGGCGGUAUGAAACUCAGGUACAAACCCGACUUCAAACUACUCUUGCCAAUUUACAUCAGAAAAGCAGUGAAAUUGAAAUUUUGGCUGUGGAUCUACCCAAAGAAACAAUCUUACAGUUUUUAUCAUUAGAGUGGGAUGCUGAUGAACAGGCAUUUAACACAACUGUAAAGCAGCUGCUGUCACGCCUGCCAAAGCAAAGGUACCUCAAAUUAGUCUGUGACGAAAUUUAUAACAUCAAAGUUGAAAAAAAGGUAUCUGUGCUGUUUCUAUAUAGCUACAGAGAUGACUACUAUAGAAUCUUAUUUUAACCCUGAAGAACUCAUUACAUUGUUCAGACGGGCUUAUACUGGAAUAAUAGAAUGUUGUACAUUCACUGUCAUUUUAAAUUGACUUUAAAUUCUAAGAAAAUGCCCUACUUAGCUUUGUCAGUUUUUCAUGUGUAAUAUAAAUUUAUCUUUUUGGAUAAAAUAAAUGCUUUAUCAUAUG